Messenger RNA from Macaca mulatta (Rhesus monkey), 969 nucleotides. Its product is annotated as PRAME family member 1-like. NCBI's taxonomy places the organism in Eukaryota, Metazoa, Chordata, Mammalia, Primates, Cercopithecidae. The record is from RefSeq and is a predicted model, not a curated record. Gene Ontology annotation, cellular component: cytoplasm.
AUACCCCAGGAUGAGUGCCUGAGAUACCUCUUUCAGUGGGUUUACCAAAGGAGAGGUUUAGUACACCUGUGCUGUAGUAAGUUGGUGAAUUAUCUAACGCCGAUUAAAUAUCUCAGAAAACCACUGACAUUAAUCCACCUGAAUAGUAUUCAGGAGCUGGAAAUCCGCAACAUGUCCUGGCCACGUCUGAUAAGAAAGCUUCGUUGUUACCUGAAGGAGAUGAAGAAUCUUCGCAAACUCGUUUUCUCCAGGUGCCAUCGUUACACGUCAGACAAUGACCUCAAGGGACGGUUAGUCGCCAAAUUCGGCUCUGUGUUCCUCAGGCUGGAACAUCUCUAGUUGCUUAAAAUAAAAUUGGUCACCUUCUUCAGUGGGCACCUGGAACAGCUGAUCAGGUGCCUCCAGAACCCCUUGGAGAACUUGGAAUUGACUUGUGGCUACCUAUUGGAAGAGGAUGUGAAGUGUCUCUCCCAGUACCCAAGCCUCGGUUACCUGAAGCAUCUGAAUCUCAGCCACGUGUCACUGUUCCGCGUCAGUCUUGAGCCCCUCGGAGCUCUGCUAGAGAAAGUUGCUGCCACUCUCGAGACCCUCAUCUUGGAGGGCUGUCAGAUCCACUACUCCCAACUCAGUGCCAUCCUGCCCGGCCUGAGCCGCUGCUCCCAGCUCACCACCUUCUACUUUGGUCAAAAUUUCAUGUCUGUGGAUGCCCUGAAGGACCUGCUGCGCCACACCAGCGGGCUGAGCAAGUUAAGCCUGGAGACGUAUCCCGCCCCUUGGGAGAGUUUGAAUUCCUUGAUUCGUGUCAGUUGGAAGAUCUUCACCCCACUUUGGGCUGAGCUGAUGCAGACACUGAGGGAAGUCAGGCAGCCCAGGAGGAUCUUCAUUGGUCCCACCCCCUGCCCUUCCUGCGGCUCAUCACCGUCUGAGGAACUGGAGCUCCAUCUUUGCUGCCAGGGAAGGCGUGCCUAG